Diaporthe batatas is the source of this 741-nucleotide messenger RNA. RefSeq lists its product as uncharacterized. Lineage: Eukaryota; Fungi; Ascomycota; Sordariomycetes; Diaporthales; Diaporthaceae. The transcript is spliced from 2 exons. The record is from RefSeq and is a predicted model, not a curated record. Bases 1 to 741 code for a protein of 246 amino acids.
AUGUUGCGGUUCAGCACGAGCGGGGCUUUGCGCGCUGGGAGCGGCGGAUUCUUCAACCUGGGCGGCCUGGGCGCCUCACGAGAAGCCCAGUACCUGUCCAAGGAGCGAGGCAUUCCGCGCACCGAGUACAACUCCAACAUACAUCUCAUCCGGUCCAGCGAGGUCGACCCAUUCGCCCCGGCCCCUGGAUCGACCCGGGCCGCCGCUGAUAAAGCCUCUGCUAAAGCUGCCGCGGCCGAGGCCGCACGAUUACGCUCCCGGAUCGCAUCUGCUCUUGCUGGUCGGCGUGGCCAGUUCGCCCCUGAUCAUGCGAUGGAAGGUGUCCCGGGAGGCGUGGCAAGCCUACAUGACCAGCUGCGAGUCCUGAAGAACGAGCUCGCCGAGGCAAAGAGGGAUCUGCUCGUCGCCAGGUGGAAGGCGGAACGAGCCAGUCAUGAGAAACCCGAGCCGUCCAUGACCUCCCACCUGCUGAGCACCGUCAUAAUAAUUACAGCUGUCUAUUUCAUUGCCAAGGACGUUAGUGCGCGGUACACAGGGUCUCCCAAGCCUGCCGAUGGCCCCAUCCAGGGCCAGGCUUUCACCAGCGAGGUCGACGAAGCAACAGCGCAACGACAACGGGAUGCACCGCUCGAGGAACAAGUGCUGGCCGAGUCGGGUCUGACGUCCUUCGAGAACCAGUCCGAGACGGUGGAAACUCCACGGAGAUCUGGGCUGAGCGGCCUCUUCUGGGCCCGAACGUGA